This is a messenger RNA of Zea mays, 1078 nucleotides long. RefSeq lists its product as uncharacterized. NCBI's taxonomy places the organism in Eukaryota, Viridiplantae, Streptophyta, Magnoliopsida, Poales, Poaceae. The record is from RefSeq and is marked validated.
AGCUCUCACCCAUCCACGUCUUCUCAUUCCUCGACAAUGGAGAUCCAGGCACGACAGCUACUGGUGUCUGUUUUUGGCAUUCUGAUAGCGAUAGGUUUCGCCAAUGCCGCGCUGGGAGAGACAGCACCGCCGGUUGUUGUCGGCUUGGCCAAGUGCUCGGACUGCGCCAGGAGGAACAUGAACGCCGAGGCAGCUUUCAGAGGUCUUCAGGUGGCCAUCAAGUGCAAGAACAGCAAGGGGGCCUACGAGAGCGCAGCCGUGGGACAGGUGAACAAGUCCGGGGCCUUCAGCGUCCCGCUGGCCGCCGACGCCGUCGGCGAGGACGGGGAGCUCAAGUCGGAAUGCUUCGCGCAGCUCAUCCACAGCGCGUCGAGUGCGCCGUGCCCCGGGCAGGAGCCCUCCAGGAUCGUCGCCGCGCCACCCGGCCACACGGCCCACACCAACGGCAACGGGAAGACGUUCCUCGCGCUCGGCGGCAGGGUCUACCAACCGUCGCCCGAGUGCGCCUCGGCGUUCCUCUGCCACCCUUUCUUCCACAGCAUGCACCACCAUCACGUAGGAGUCCACACGCCUGUGGUUAUCCCGCACCUGCCCGUUCACGGCCACUCCGUGCCGCCUGUCACCAAGCCGCCGCCGGUAGACGUUCCUGAGCACAAACCGGCGCCGGUGCCCGUGCCGGACCACAAGCCUCCGUCGACGCCGCCGGUAGACGCUCCUGAGCACAAACCGGCGCCGGUGCCCGAGCCGGAGCACAAGCCUCCGUCGACGCCGGCGAACGCUGCACCGUCGACGCCCACGGAGCCGUCAGCGCCGGUUAAUUCGCCGCCGAAGCCAGCCCCCAUCUACCACCCACCGGCAAGGCACGACGCUGCCACUGGCCCGUAGCUCUUCAAGAGGCUGCUCCCGUUCUUCAAGAAGUUGCCCUUCUUUCCUCCUUCUGCGAUGGAGAGUCAGCACUAGAAUGUUUGGACAGUGUUUCUUGGCUUUUGCAGGUUAUGCAGUUUCCUCGGAAUAAUUUGUGACGUUGAUUAGUUCAGCAUGAACGUUGGGUCAGUUUAAGAGUGUGUGUUCUACUUCC